AUUACGUCGUGCGCGCGCGGGAGCUUUGGUUAUCAAACAGUCGAGUUUGAGGGAAACACAAAAAGCGAGCAGGUAGGUGAACAAUUCUGCCAAUAUCCCCAAAAUUACACUACAAUUUCAGCUGUUGGAAAAAGGUAACAUAUAGGGAAACAUUGGUUCGGGUUUACUACUUGAUUCGGUUGUGGUUUUAUGUUGUUAGAGGAUGUUUAACGUCAGCUUCAUGGUCGAACUGAUGUGAAAUAGCGCUAAUGCUAAGAAGGUAACAGCUGAAGUUGGAGGAGGACUGAAAAUUCGGUCAACAGUGUUGCUAAGAUCUGUCAGUUAUGCAAGUCGUUUAAGUUAGUCACUGAACUGUUGAUGGCACUAAAUGAAACUCAGACGAUAGUGAAGACUCAGCUCUAACAUGUUAGCUGUCCGACUCAGAGUAAAGAGACAGAAGGACUUCAUACAUGUCAGGACUCUUCACUUCUCUCUAACCCUCUAUGUGCUUUAGGUUUUCUCAGCAUGGCGAUGAGGAGCGAGGCCCGGGUGGAGGCAGAGGUGGAGGAGGAGGAAAACUUUGGGCCACAGCCUUUGUGCAGACUGGAGGUGUGUAUCCUGAGAAUCACAGACACAGUGCUUCACUUCGUCUAAAUGUUACAACAUCCUAUAAACUGUCUCUACACGGCUGAUUAGGAGAAGUGAAAGCUCAUUAACUUUAUGCAUAAUGGUGGACAAAGUGCACAUUUGCAUCACUUUAGAGGAAGAAUAAGGCAUUACCACGGCGCUAAAUAAAGAAAGCAUGCAAAUUCCAGGACCACUCUGACUGACCUUAUUCCCUACAUGCAGCUAUCAAAUCCACCCAAACCUACGUGUUCGGGUGAAAAUCAUCCGAACACGACCCUGUAGGAAAAAGCAGGUUUUGGAUCAGGGAAAUAAAUAUGUCUUCAAAGACGUCAAAGGUAAUGCUGAAGCUACACAGAGACCCAUGAUACUCAGACAAACGCAACAUAGUGAGAAUCACGUAAACAUGUUCAGUCGGGUGAAAAUCACCCAGUGAUAGUGUUCUAGGGUUAAUGGUCUAGGAGCUUUGUGAAGCAGGGCCUGCCAGUUUAAUUUACAUCUAAAAAGAGGUCAUUGAUUCAUAUAUUAGAUUUUAACACAACGUAUGUUACCAUAGGGAAUAUUUUUGGGGUGUUAUAACAGUUUAGGGGGGGUGGUCUAAACAAGAAACAAUCUUUUUUUACAAUAUAAGCUGGUAAACAACCCGCAAACAGACACCAGCUGAUCAGAGAGAACAUUAAACAGGUAGAGGAACCAAAGGCGUAUAGUACAAGAGCAAAUAUUUCUAGUAACCUGAUCUUAUUCAAUAAUAAAAAACAAUUUACCUGUUGCCAAUGUGAUUUGUUCCACCUUUUGUGAAAAAUAAAAUGAAAUGAGAAUCAGCUGAGGUCCAAAUAAAGAGCUUGUAUGAGUGAAUUUAUGUAGUCUAGUGGCUCCAUGAAAACAAUGUAACAAUCUGCUUCACACCUUUUAAACAAUCUACUUGUGCAAUGCAAAACUUUGUCAUCAUAAGACCCAGAAAUAUAGGUUUAAUAAAUAGAGAGAGGCUUGAUUUGUCCUCAUAUCCAACAACCCUCUCAGAGUUUCAUUCCUUGAGAAUUUAAGCCGUAAUUUCUGCUGCUCUGAUGUCUUUACUUGAAGCAAUGUGGAAUCAGUGCCAGUGACAUCAAGAAGCUGGAGGACGCCGGCUUCCACACCAUCGAGGCGGUGGCCUACGCUCCCAAGAAAGAGCUCCUCAACAUUAAAGGAAUCAGUGAGGCUAAAGCUGACAAAAUCCUGGUGAGGAACAGAACCACAUUGUCUCUUUCAGCAUUUAGAUUUAUUUACUGAGGCUCAUGCGUCUUCGGUGUCUGACCUUUUCUUCUUCCUUUUCAGACAGAAGCUGCCAAACUGGUGCCGAUGGGUUUCACUACAGCUACAGAGUUCCACCAGAGGAGAGCCGAGAUCAUUCAGGUCUCUACAGGCUCGAAGGAACUCGACAAACUGCUGCAGGGUUGGUACAGCUAUCUGUAAAAUAACCAGAAGUUCAGUCAGUCAAUAGAGUGAUUAGUUAUGUAAGGAAACAGUCUCAGUCACCAUGAAUAAUCAGAGGUGGUGGGAAUCCUGAUGCGAACAGAGUAACUCCAAAAGCAGGAAAAAAUGAAUGUUUAUUCCUUCUGCAGGUGGGAUUGAGACGGGCUCCAUCACGGAGAUGUUUGGCGAGUUUCGGACAGGGAAAACCCAGCUGUGUCACACACUCGCAGUCACCUGCCAGGUACAGUUCAGACAGCUAGAGGAGGAAACCUGCCAGUAAGGACUUUGUGUGGCGAACUUAAUAUGCUGAGCAGACAGACGGCAAGCAUACGAGUAAAAGAAGUUGUUUUGACUCUGGUUUGACUCUGUGUCCUCAGCUGCCCAUUGAUCAGGGGGGAGGAGAAGGUAAAGCCAUGUACAUCGACACAGAGGGAACCUUCAGACCGGAGAGACUGCUUGCUGUCGCUGAGAGGUCAGUCACAUCAAACAUCAUGUUACAGGCGUUAACAGUAAAAAGCUGGAGAAAUACUGUUUAAAACCUGCAGCAAGAUGAAAAGACAUCUCUCUGUGCUCUCAGGUACGGGCUGGUGGGCAGUGACGUUCUGGAUAACGUGGCGUACGCUCGAGCUUUCAACACAGACCAUCAGACCCAGCUGCUGUACCAGGCCUCUGCAAUGAUGGCUGAGUCCAGGUCAGUCUGUCUUCUUUUGAAUAGAGUCUAAGGAAAUUUGCUUCUUCCUUUUGAUUUCAACUAAGAGAGGUUGUGAUGUUUAUGUAUGUUUAUGUAAGGGUGCUGGUCAGCUUGGCACCGUUGUUGACAAACUGAAUGGAAGCGAGGCUGUCAACCAAAGCUAUUUUUUUGCAACAGGGUUUAGUAAAUUUAACAAAAAAAAAGUCUGCAGACUCAAGAUGUGUGUGGAGUUUAUUUCAGCUCAACUGCAGAGCCUUUAAUUCCUCAUCAGAACAGAAACAGCUCUGCAAGACCCUAAAGUGACUUUGUUAGUUACAUUUUUUCUGUGUGUUAGAGCCAUCAUACACAGAUCAAAGUGUGUAUUCCAGCAGCUAACACACUCUCUCUGCAUGUGUGUGUGUCAGGUAUGCUCUGCUGAUCGUGGACAGUGCCACAGCUCUGUACAGAACAGAUUAUUCCGGCAGAGGAGAGCUGUCAGCCCGACAGGGACACCUGGGACGAUUCCUCCGCAUGCUGCUCAGACUGGCAGACGAGGUAACAGCUUCAUUUUUAUUGUAGUUCUACGGUGGCCGAGAACCGCGACUGCUGCAAAUAAAAAAGUACGCAAAAAAAAGAAGCCACAACAGAAGGACCGAAGCCUGCUGCAAAUAAAAGAAGAAACAGUGCAGAUAAAAAUUUUUUUUAAAAGUCACAACGGAAGUUAACGACGCAAAAAAGGGGGUGAUGCAAAAAAAAAAAAAAGGUUAUCCCUGUGGAAAUAAAAGGAUGCAAGUUAAAAAAAAAGGCACAACUGAAGUGAGCUGUCAGGAACCAAUAAUGAUGAUGCACCGAUGUUUUACGAUCUAGACACAGAAGACAUCAGCAAGAAGACGAGCAAAGAACUAAGUGGAAAGGCAAUUGUUUAAUUUCGCUUUGUGUCAUUUGGUUAGGCCAUGUUAAGUCGAUAUGAAGUGAACUGAAGGAUGCUGGGGUAGUGUUAGCUUUGACUGACAUGGUAAACUCACUGUGCCUCAAAAGACCACUUAUGAGAGGAGAAUCGAGUUCAGUAGCUGUACGGUUCGGUUGCUUUACUCAUAAAAAUAAGUAUGCAGACCCCUCGCUUUUUUCCAUUAUUGGUCCACGGCAGGUCACUCCUGUUGUUGCUGUAACUGUAACUUCCAUUGUGGCCUUUUUUUAAUUUGCAUCCUUUUAUUUUGGCAGUAAGUAUUUUAUUUAUUUUUUUUUUUUUUGCAUCGCCACUUUUUUUUGCGUCAUUAACUUCUGUUGUGGCCUUUUUUAAAAAUCUGCACCGUGUUUUUUAUUUUUAUUUUGCAGCUGUCUCCCAUUUCUUUUUUUUUUCAUCAGUAGCUUCCAUUGUGGCUUCUUCUUUUUUUUUUUUUUUGCAUUCUUUUUUAUUUGCGGCAGUGGCAGUUCUUGGCCCCCAUGGUAGUCAGAUCAGAGACUUUGUAAAGACCAGGGGCCUCAUGUAUCAACGCUUGCGGCGCAAGAAAACCUUGCGUACGCCAAAAUCGGCGCACACGUCCAGAUUUAUCAUCGCGAAACGAGCGUCGGUUCCAGCGCUAAUCAACGCAAAGUCAGGAGGUGGUGUAGAAAUUGGCGUUGAGCUGGAUAUUUGCGUUGACUGUGAUUCGCACUUUGGCGACGCUGUGUGGCGGUGUUUGGUGACUCACUAUGUGACAAGCGUGCACCACAUCCCCGUGGCCGGGCAGCACGUCGCCCCACAUGACGAACCAGCAGCAGACGGAGGGAUGCGAGCUGAUCCCUGCCGGGCCGCCGUCCUCGCGCGGGAGAAUCUCAUCGCCACAGUGUGAAUGGGUAAGAAGUGAAUACACAGUUCAAUGAGCCAAAUUAAUUUAUUUUCUCCACCAGACGCUCGAGGAAAUUUACGAGCCGGUCCAGCCGCUCGUUGAUCCCCGCGAUCCCCCUGAUGAUUUCUUCCUGCGAUUGCAGGACCCCCUCCGCGAGGACCCUUCCACUGCGUCCGGGUGGUCCAGCGGAAGCGCCGCGGCUGGUGGACGCUCCACCGCUUGUCGGCGCGCUGGUGCUGAUGCUGGUGCUGGGGCCGGGGUGGCCCGAAUGCCGCUGGUCCUGGCCGACGACUCCGAGCCGGCGGACGGGCUGCCGCGGGCCGGGGUUCCGCAAGCCGGCGACACGGCCGACACAUUAAUUUCUGUGACACAAUAAAAAUAUUAGUUCAUUUCAAUUCCUGCUUCUGUGUAUCUGUUGCGUUUACAUCUCUCUCCACGGUAUCAUAGGUAAUGUAAUCCAGUAUUUCGAAGUCAGUUAUGCACAUUACAGUUGUUUAUUGCAUAAAAAGUUAUUGAAAAAUGAAGUUAAGGGCGAAGUAUAAAUCACGUCUAAAAAUAGACUGAAUCCCGACGUUGAAAUGAAGUAUAAACUUAGACUAGACGUCUAAUAUACGUCUUUUGCUCAGUGGGAUGACAAAGCAUGUGGACAUUUGUGUGACACGCCACUUACCCUAUAAUAAUAAUCGCCACCACCCGCUGCUCAAACGGUGUGAGGGUCUCCUCCCCCGGACCCCCACCUGUCUGGCCGGUACUCCUCCGGAGGGCAGCUGUACGCCGCUUGACCUCCACCUUGAGGUCCGACCACUUUUUUUUAAUCUCCGCGGGGGUGCGUGUCUCGGAACCCACCGCAUUCACCCUCUCGCAAACUUUCUCCCACUCCAAGCGUUUUUGUUUUGCACUGACGCCACUGGACAGGCUGCCAAACAAAACACGCUGUCGCUCCUCCACCUCCGCCACCAGCACCUCCACCUCGCACGCCGUAAAUGUAGUUUUUCUUGUCAUUUUGUCUGCGUGCGAGGACAGGGAGACCCUAUUUAAAUAAAUCUGCAUAUUUAUAGGAGGGCGUAACGGGGACGGGCCCAGUCACUCCGACAUCUGCGCUCAAUUCCACGCUGAUUGGGAUUUAUCAAGGAAACACACGUGGAUUUCGGCGCCCGCACACAUUGAUACAUACGGAUUUUUUUCAGCGUGACGGACCUUGCGUGCGCUCGUUUCUGGUAUGAGUUCCACGCAAGUGUUGAUACAUGAGGCCCCAGAUCCCCACAUUUCUAAAUCAUUAAACCAGUUAAUGGUUUAGCUACAUUUCUCUUUAUUUUAUUGAAACUGAGUAAACAUGAUCCAGAUAUAUCCUGCUGCAGACUCCUAACUGUCUCUUUGGUCCAUCAUUAUGCUUUCCUGUGUUGUGACAGUUUGGCGUUGCCGUGGUGAUAACCAACCAGGUGGUAGCACAGGUGGACGGGGCCGCCAUGUUUUCUGCAGAUCCAAAGAAGCCCAUUGGAGGAAACAUUAUGGCUCACGCCUCUACGACACGGUGAGAAGAACAGGGAUUAAUUAUCUUUACUUUACAGACUGAUGGACUCUAAAUCUAGAGGAAAAACGACCCAGGCUGAAAGUAAGUUCACGCAAAGUUCUUGACAGGCUCAGAUUGUUAUUAUUUUAGUCAGAAAUAACAAUGAUAGAUAAAAUAAGACAGGGGUAGGAUGAGACAACAACUCCUCUGUGAUGGGACUUAUUCACCGGGUGAGGGUAGUGCUAUCUUUUCUGUCUUCAGCUCCAUCACAAAAUGUUGUCAUGACUCUUAAAUUGUCUCAAAUUUGAUCUUUUCUUCUCAGUUUGUACUUGAGGAAAGGACGAGGAGAGACGAGGAUAUGUAAGAUCUACGACUCGCCCUGCCUGCCGGAGGCUGAAGCCAUGUUCGCUAUCAACGCAGACGGAGUCGGAGACGCUAAGGACUGAUGAGAGCUGGGUGGUAUUUGUCUCUGUCACACUUGCUGCUUCAUCCAUGGACUUUAUUGUGUGUUUGUGAUUUUCAUCCCCUAACAUCGCCUUCACAAAGCCUGAUGGGAGGAGGGACGGAGGGAGUGAGUGUAGGAUUUGGUUUGAUGUUGAUUUAGAGGAGGAGGUCAAGGCUGCAGAACUGAAGUGAACAUCUGUAGCUCGGAGGAGCAUGGAUGAGGACUGUUUAGUUUUCUGCGAAAUGAGGCCAAACUGCAUUCAGCUCUGGAAAAAUCUCAAGUCCUGCAUCUCAGAAUGUUCGCAACAUGACCCAAAUUACAAGAUCUUUCUUAUUACUUCUUCAUUACAUUAUACAAAAGAUUUUUUUUCAUGUGAUUUGGGAGCAACCAGAGCUACGAAGAUCUCAGGAUAAUGAAACAUGAAAUCCAAACAAAGUAAGCCUCCUUUUUUUUGGUUCAAUGCAGUUUGGUGCUGCUGUUAUUCAGAGGAGUGAUGGAAAAAUAAUUUGUGAACUGUUUUAAUCAUUUAUAAGAAUUUGUUUCCUUUUCUGUUUGUUUAUGUGUUCCUGUUGUGUGGUGUGUUUCUCAUUUGGACGUCCUGACAGUAAAAUGUAAACUGUGGAACCUUUUAGAGCAGUGGUUCUCAAGUCCAGUCCUCAAAGCCCAAUGUUCUGGAUGUUUCCCUGCUCCAACACACCUGAUUCAAAUUAUCAGCUCGUUAUCAAGCUCUGUAAUGGCUUAACGAGCUGAUCAUUUGAAUCAGGUGUGUCAGGGAAACAUCCAAAACAUGCAGGACAGUGGGCCUCAAGGACUGGACUUGAGAAACACUGCUUUAGAGGAAGAUGUAAAAAAAUAUAUAUGUUAUAAGAUUUCAGUUCUUCUAGAAACCUUACAGAAGUGUAGCUUCACAAGAGGUUCCACUCUUAACUCUUCUAAUACUCCCUUUCAAAAUAAAAUACAGGCAAACGAAGCCUAAAAUUUCCACUUUGGUCACACAAAAUUGCAGCUUUAUCAACUUUCUCUGAAACUCCUCAAAUCUCUUUUUUUAAUUUCUUUUUGAAGAGUAUCCAGUACUCUUUGAAAAAAGAUCUUUACACAGCAUGACGUUCAGAGAGGAAGAAGUUGUUUUUGAUAGUACAAUUUUCAUAAGUCUUCAGUUUUAUUCCUCAAACAAAAGAGUGACUGUAGAUAAAGACAGAAGAUUGAAAAGUUUAUUUGGCACCUUUUCUGAGAAAUGUAGACGCACUUCAGCGCUCUGUGGCUGAAAUCUCCAUUACAACAACAAACACUUUUCCUGUAACAAAUAAGCGUAGAAAUACAAAAGUUUCAAGACUGUUUAAAUCUAAAAAAUGGGCAAAAACACUAUCGUGACACAGGCGAAAUCUUCCUCUAUAGGUUUUCACAUUUUGUUGUUGACGCUAAUCCUAUAAUUCAGCUCAUGUAACUUCUUUGAAGUAGUGUUUUGGACGUCACCACUGUUGCUUUUUUUUCUCUCCUUUCUGUUUGUUUGUAUUAUAACCUUCUGUAAAAAAAGCUUUGUCGCUAAAUUAAAUUUGUUUUACUAUUAAA
Xyrichtys novacula (pearly razorfish) is the source of this 8078-nucleotide messenger RNA. NCBI's taxonomy places the organism in Eukaryota, Metazoa, Chordata, Actinopteri, Labriformes, Labridae. The record is from the annotation of a GenBank genome assembly.